AUGAUUUUUGAAUUACUCUUUUUCAUAAGUAUUGCUAUUGCAGGAACACCAGCCACACGAAUGAAUUCAGGUUCAAUGAUGCCAUUAAGACCAUUUGCAAUGAACCAACAAGAGUUAGAAAGACAAAUGAUGGAAGAACAUAAUCAAAAUUUAAGAAGAUUAACAGAUAAAUAUUUACUUGAUAAAAGUGUUAAAGGGUCAUUAAAGAAUGCAAAUAAGAGGUUAUGGAGAGAUAUGAGAAUUAGUGAAAUGGAAGCUAAAAUGCAAUUUAGAAAACAAAUAGCAGAAAGAGGAAAUCAACCACAAUACAAACAAGUAGCUGAAAAAUGGAAAAAUCUUGAGAUGCAAAGAAAGAUGUUUAUUAGAUAUAUGAAAAGUAGUAAUAAAAAUAAUGUUGAUUAUGACUCAUUAUAUUCAAUGCCAUUUAAAGAAGAUAUUCGUUUUCCUAAACAAAAACAAAUAUUUAAAGUUGAAGAUGGAUUAAUGCAAGGUCCAAGUAAAAGUUAUAAUAAAUGGAUUAGACCUAAUGGUGAUAUUACUGCUGAUAAUAUUGAUACAGAUAGAAAUUAUUGGGCAAAUAAAUAUUUUACAAGACAUUAA
This is a messenger RNA of Entamoeba dispar SAW760, 600 nucleotides long. RefSeq lists its product as uncharacterized. The transcript has a single exon. The record is from RefSeq and is a predicted model, not a curated record. The coding region runs from base 1 to 600 and encodes 199 amino acids. Lineage: Eukaryota; Evosea; Mastigamoebida; Endamoebidae.